Helicoverpa zea (corn earworm) is the source of this 1201-nucleotide messenger RNA. RefSeq lists its product as uncharacterized. The coding region runs from base 154 to 831 and encodes 225 amino acids. The transcript is spliced from 5 exons. Lineage: Eukaryota; Metazoa; Arthropoda; Insecta; Lepidoptera; Noctuidae. The record is from RefSeq and is a predicted model, not a curated record.
UGUGGACGUACGUGCGAUCCCACCAGCGCGCGCGCACGCUGCGCAUCCCCGCUCCAGCGACUAUAAAAGACCAAGCCCAAACCUGCCGCGCGCUAUUACAACAGUGACUCUGUGAUUUUUCCCGCCGUGUAUUUAUUUAAACCAACAAUAAAGAUGCAGGUGUGGUUGUUGGUGGCGUGCGCAGCUGCGCUUGCGACUGUCGCGGUCGCACAGGCACAGAAACCUGGACGUUUCCUCUCAUUACCCAACCCCCAGAAAUGCGCUAGCAGACCAAAAGAGUUCUUCUACAGAGGUCACAACUACUUCUACAGCGGCCAUGUUCCCACUCUCGCCAACAGGAAGGUAGACUGGCUAGAUGGACGCAACAUCUGCCGCGAGUACUGCAUGGACCUCGUCUCCAUGGAGACGCAAGAAGAAAAUAAUCUGAUCUUCAAGCUCAUCCAGCAAAAUGAUGUGCCUUACAUCUGGACGUCGGGUCGCCUCUGUGACUUCAAGGGCUGUGAAAACCGCAAGGAUCUUGAGCCUAAGAACGUCUUCGGAUGGUUCUGGUCCGCCAACCGUGAAAAGCUGGCGCCCACCACCCAGAUCCCCAACGGCUGGGGCUACAACCCCUGGUCCCAGACCGGCCACAAGAAGCAGCGUCAGCCCGACAACGCUGAGUUCGACAUCAACGGCACCUCCGAGUCCUGUCUGUCAGUUCUCAACAACGUCUACAACGACGGUAUCGCGUGGCACGACGUCGCCUGCUACCACGAGAAGCCCGUCGUCUGCGAGGACUCCGACGAACUCCUCAACUACGUCGCCAGCACCAACCCCGGCCUCCGUCUGUGAUCCCCCUAACUUUAGAACACCAAACAUUACAGUGAUCAUACUCAAAAGUUUACCCCCGACUUCGUGUUCCACGAUGUCCUGACACUAGAUCAAAAUAACUAGUGUCAUCAUCAGACGAAUUUAAAAUUUACUUUAGUAUAGCGUUCGGUUCUAACUACACUCUGUAGAAUGCACAUCGUACUACAUCGUAUUUAUUAAGCACCAGCACAUUUAAGGACUUGCCAUAACUCCUACAUUCGGGAUCUCCCCACACUGCCCGUCCGUCGUACAAACUCUGUACAGUAUCAUAAUUUAAGACUUAAGUAAGUUUAUUUUACCUAAGGGAAUUUCUAUUUGUACAUAAAAAUAAAUAAAUAAGAAAAAAAUUCAA